CAGUCUGGAGACAAUAUUCAGUAAUCAGCACGCUUUUACAACUUGCUCUAUCCUCCGAAACCUGUAACAAACCAAAAAGUCAACAUGAAAUUCCUCGUGAUUGUCUUCUUCAUCUGUCUCGUUGGUGCUCUGGCCCAAGAGUUGACUGACGCCCAAAAGCAGAAACUCAGGGAGCACAGAGAUGCUUGCGUGACGGAGACAGGUGCUGACAGAGCUGACGUUGAUAAGGCCUAUAAGGGCGAAUGGGCUGACAACCCUAAACUCCGUUGUUUCACCCUGUGUAUGAUGAAGAAAGUGGGCAUGAUGAACGAUGAUGGUGUAUUGGAUGAAACCAUAACCCGGCAGAGAAUGGCCUUGAAGUUGAAGCCCGAGAAGGUCGAUGAAAUCUGGACCAAGUGCAAAGAUUUAAAGGGUACUACAGCUUGUGAUACUGCAUAUAUGAUGAUGAAGUGCUACACCGAAAACAGAGCAAUCACCGUCUAAAAUUCAUGCUAAUUUCCUACUAUGUGAACACCUAUGAUUUUAUUGAAUUUCAUCAAGUGCAUAUAAACUAAUUUGUUGAAUAGAUUAUCUGGAUCUCUAAGUUCUUUAUGUCUCAUGCCUCAAUUUAUCGAAAUACAAUGCUUUUUUUUAUUCUGCAAAUACAA
Messenger RNA from Diachasma alloeum, 647 nucleotides. RefSeq names its product general odorant-binding protein 56d (gene Obp6). The record is from RefSeq and is a predicted model, not a curated record. Gene Ontology annotation, biological process: sensory perception of smell. The transcript has 5 exons. Gene Ontology annotation, molecular function: odorant binding. NCBI's taxonomy places the organism in Eukaryota, Metazoa, Arthropoda, Insecta, Hymenoptera, Braconidae. The coding region runs from base 85 to 483 and encodes 132 amino acids.